Molecule: messenger RNA, 1659 nt
Organism: Fusarium redolens
Lineage: Eukaryota; Fungi; Ascomycota; Sordariomycetes; Hypocreales; Nectriaceae
Product: general substrate transporter
Exons: 3
Coding region: 1-1659 (552 amino acids)
Biological process (GO): transmembrane transport; carbohydrate transport
Cellular component (GO): membrane
Molecular function (GO): carbohydrate:proton symporter activity
Source: RefSeq, a predicted model, not a curated record
AUGGGGUCUGAAUCCAUUCACAGCGCAACGCACGAUGAGAAGAAUCCGAAGCACGAGGUCGCCAUUGUCAAGACGGCCAUUGGUGAUGAGGCCUUCCAACAGGCCUUGAUCAAGGAGCCCCCGCCCAAGAUCGCCGCUCCUGUCCUCAUCUUCGCCAGUAUGGUCGCCUUCUGCUGCUCCACCGCCAACGGUUACGACGGUUCGCUUUUUGGAACUCUUCUCUCCAACGAUGACUUUAAGAAGUUCUUUGAUGUUGAUAACAAGGGUAUCGGAGCCGGUAUCGUCACUUCCAUGUACCAGAUUGGUUCCGUCGUCGCUAUUCCCGCCGUUGGUCCUGCUAUCGAUACUUGGGGGCGCCGCGCCGGUAUGACCAUUGGGUCUUUCAUCAUCAUCAUCGGUGUCGUUAUCCAGAUCGCCUGUAUCAAGACCGCUAGUGUUGAUCAGUUCAUGGCUGGCCGCUUCUUCCUUGGUUUCGGUGUCUCCAUCGCCGCCGCCGCUGGUCCCACCUACGUCGUUGAGGUCUCUCACCCUGCUCACCGUGGUAUCAUCACUGGUCUCUACAACGUCAUGUGGCCUGUCGGUGCCCUCGUUGCUAGCAGUGCCGCCCUCGGUGGUUGGACCUACGAGGGAACCAACACCUCUUGGAUGAUCUCUGUUUGCCUUCAGCUCAUGUUCCCUUGCACCAUCUUCUUCUUUUCCAUGUUGCUCCCUGAGUCCCCUCGUUGGCUGUACACUCGCGGCAGAAAGCAACUGGCCAUCGACAACCUCGUCAAGCUCCACGGUCAUGGAAACCCUGACAGCGAAUGGGUCAAGCUCCAGCUUCAUGAGUACGAGGAACAUCUUGAGAUGGACGGUAGCGACAAGCGAUGGUGGGACUACCGUGCUCUGUUCCGCAACAAGGCCUCCAUCUACCGUCUCACCUGCAACUGUCUCGUCUCUCUUUUCGGCCAGUGGGCUGGCAACAGUAUCGUCUCCUACUACCUCAGUGCUUUCCUCGACACCGCCGGUAUCAAGGAGGGAAGGACACAGACAAAGGUCGCCUUGGGCAUGAACGCUGUCCAGAUUGUCUUCGCCGCUCUCGGAGCUCUUCUUACUGACACUGUCGGUCGCCGUCCCAUGCUUCUCGUUGUCAACCUUGUUUGCGCUCUUUGCUGGGUCGGUGUCACUGUCCCCGCCUCUAUUGCCAACAUUACCGACCUCGACGACAAGUCCCAAACCGACGCAGUCACUGCCCCGGUCAGCAAGGCUAUUCUGGCCUGGGUCUACCUCUUCCAGAUCUUCUACUCCGUUGGUUGGACUCCUCUCCAGGCCCUCUACCCUGUCGAGGUUCUCAGUUACGAGAUCCGAGCCAAGGGUAUGGCCUUCAGCUCUCUCUUCACCAAUGCCGCUAUGCUUGUCAUGCAGUUCGGUAUCCCUGUUGCUCUCAAGAACAUCGCGUGGAAGACCUACAUUGUCUUCUGCAUCUGGUGUGUCUGCCAGUCCGUCAUCCUCUACUUCCUCGUCCCCGAGACCAAGAAUCGCACUCUUGAGGAGCUUGACCACAUCUUCUCGUCUGACAACCCCGUCAAGACAUCCACACAGAAGAAGCUCUUUGAGGCUGAUGCCCACGCCAACAUUGUCCACAUUGAGCCCGCCGUUGCCGACCCCAGCAAGGCUUGA